Panthera uncia (snow leopard) is the source of this 1478-nucleotide messenger RNA. RefSeq names its product zinc finger DHHC-type palmitoyltransferase 7 (gene ZDHHC7). The transcript is spliced from 8 exons. Gene Ontology annotation, cellular component: Golgi apparatus; endoplasmic reticulum. Lineage: Eukaryota; Metazoa; Chordata; Mammalia; Carnivora; Felidae. Bases 227 to 1168 code for a protein of 313 amino acids. Gene Ontology annotation, molecular function: protein-cysteine S-palmitoyltransferase activity. The record is from RefSeq and is a predicted model, not a curated record. Gene Ontology annotation, biological process: peptidyl-L-cysteine S-palmitoylation; protein targeting to membrane.
UGGUCUGGCUCUCUCCGGUUUUCUCUGUAAUUCUCCUGCUGCGGCCGCUAAAACCGUUGUGGGCUUUCGAAACGCAGGCUGGUCGGAUGUGGCCUGGAUUCUCCCUGGGGAUCUUUCUCAAGAGAUCCCGUCACAUAGGACACUAUGCACCUUCAGAUCCUGAAGAAAAGGCGCAAAGUGUUCAAGUAAUGCUUCGAGCUCGUUUGUGAGGGUGCCCAGGGACACCAUGCCGUCAUCAGGACACCGGCUCCGGGAUGUCGAACAUCAUCCUCUCCUGGCCGAAAACGACAAUUACGAUUCUUCGUCGUCCUCUUCCUCUGAGGCUGACGUGGCCGACAGGGUCUGGUUCAUCCGCGACGGCUGCGGCAUGAUCUGUGCCGUCAUGACGUGGCUCCUGGUCGUCUAUGCGGACUUUGUGGUGACUUUCGUCAUGCUGCUGCCUUCCAAAGACUUCUGGUACUCUGUGGUCAACGGAGUCCUUUUUAACUGCCUAGCGGUGCUGGCCCUGUCGUCCCACCUGAGAACCAUGCUCACAGACCCCGGGGCAGUGCCCAAAGGAAAUGCCACUAAGGAGCACGUGGAGAGUCUGCAGCUGAAGCCCGGGGAGGUGAUCUACAAGUGUCCCAAGUGCUGCUGCAUCAAGCCUGAGCGCGCCCAUCACUGCAGGUUUCUCCUUUUCAGUAUUUGCAAAAGAUGUAUUCGGAAGAUGGAUCAUCACUGCCCGUGGGUGAACAAUUGCGUGGGAGAAAAGAAUCAGAGGUUUUUCGUGCUCUUCACUAUGUACAUAGCUCUGUCCUCAGUCCACGCUCUGAUCCUCUGUGGCCUCCAGUUCAUUUCCUGUGUCCGAGGGCAGUGGACCGAAUGCAGUGACUUCUCGCCUCCCGUGACUGUAAUCCUGCUGAUCCUCCUGUGCCUUGAGGGUCUUCUGUUUUUCACGUUCACCGCAGUUAUGUUUGGUACCCAGAUUCACUCCAUAUGCAAUGACGAAACGGAGAUCGAGAGGCUGAAGAGUGAGAAGCCGACGUGGGAGCGGAGGCUGAGAUGGGAGGGGAUGCGGUCUGUCUUCGGGGGGCCCCCCUCCCUCCUCUGGAUGAACCCCUUCGUCGGCUUCCGGUUGGGGCGGCCGCAGACCAGACCCAGGAAGGGAGGCCCAGAGUUCUCCGUCUGAGGCCCGUCGGCGGACGCGAAGGGAUUCAGUCGAGUCCGGAAGGGCGGCGGCAGCUCACCUGUGACCAGUAGGGCGAACGGAACCGACAGACCAGAUGCCUGCAGCGAGCAGUUUUGUUUGUAGUCACAGAUCGCAGACUGUCCACGUCAGCGACGGGGGCCGGUUUCCGCCUGUACGACUAACAGAAGGUACGUGGCCGCGUGAAGAAGUGUCACGACCUUCCUGCACACUUAGGGUUUGGUUCGGGACACUGCAUUUUCUAAGAGGUUGUGUGGGAUAUUACAUGGGUUAUUAAAAUCCUGUGUCCUAA